Armigeres subalbatus is the source of this 2826-nucleotide messenger RNA. It is a transcript of the gene Ttc7, whose product is annotated as tetratricopeptide repeat protein 7B. Gene Ontology annotation, cellular component: plasma membrane. Gene Ontology annotation, biological process: protein localization to plasma membrane; phosphatidylinositol phosphate biosynthetic process. The transcript is spliced from 6 exons. Lineage: Eukaryota; Metazoa; Arthropoda; Insecta; Diptera; Culicidae. The record is from RefSeq and is a predicted model, not a curated record. Gene Ontology annotation, molecular function: protein binding. Bases 169 to 2667 code for a protein of 832 amino acids.
GAUGAGUGGUCACGAGAAAAGAAAAUGUCAAACACACGAAAAUUAUAUACGCGGAGGGCGGAGAGUGUUUUGUAAUCAUAAAAUUAAAACUAAAUUUUCGAUCCAAGUGAAAUAAAAAUCGAUAAAGACAGUAUACCAAAAUCUAUUCAGUGCAAAUAACACCAGAACAUGACUGGCCGGAAUCGAAACCAGGUGACGAAGCUCGAGACCACCAUCGAGCAGUGCCGUGGUGAUGGAAAAUGGCCCCGAGUAAUAGAACUGGCCGAUGAGCUGAAAUCGGGCUAUCCACAAGUUGAGAGUUUGGCCAAUUUUCUGAUGGGAGAAGGUAAGCUGGAAAGUUACCUGGAGGAACACCCACCGAUCGAGGACAAUGUCCUAAAAGCGAGACUCGGUUUGACCGAUGCCAAACGGUACUUGAACUCGGUGAUUGGCGAGAGCGGUAAGAAAGCGGGAAUCGCCCUGGACGCGCACCUGCUGUUGGCAAAAUUGUUCUUUGCCUGUGGCCAGUACGAUGAGUCGCUGCAGAGCUUUGUGUUGGCGGAGUUGAAUACCUUGUCGGAGAAGCACCUGUCGCCGCGUAGCAUUCGAAUCCUGGCCGAGUCAUAUGCCAUUAAGGGGAUGUGCUUGGAGAAGAAGGGUGCGAAGGCGCCAUCCAAGUUCAAGCAGGCGGAGCAGGAAUCGGAGAUGAUAACCUGUUUCGAGAGGGCAGCGGAUUUGGGUAUUUUGUACCUCCAAGGUCAGCAACAGCAGCAGCAACAACAACAGCAGCUGCAACAACAGGACAGUAGUGGUCAGGUUGAGGUCCGCCAGAUGGGUGCCGUACUGGAGACGGGGCUUCAGCGGGCGCCAAUCGUGCUGAUAAAGACGGGCAAGCUGCAGAACGCCAUUGAUCGGUACCGAGUGAUGUUGAACGCGGUGGAGACCAAGGCCACUCAGACGUUUAGGCUCACCUUAGCCAGACAGUUGGCAGAAGUGCUGUUGAGAGGCGUAUCCGGGACGAUUUAUACCCCACCGACAAGUUUGGGUUCCGGGAAAAGUGGUUCCAAGAGUAAGAGCUUGUGGGAACCGAAAAAGUACGCAGCCAGACAGCAGUUUAUUCCGAGGAACCAGCACGAGGAGACAAUACUGCUGCUGCUUAUUGCAGAAGCUUUGGCCGUUAGGGAUGCUGUCCUAUCGCAGAGUCCGGAGUUCAAGGAUGCGAGGAUUCAUUCGCUAGGAAAUGCGACCGCUAUAUACGAUUUGAUGACGUUAGCUACGGUCCGUUGGAAUCAGGUUGGAUUGCUGCACGAUUCUUUGGAGAAGGCUUUGAAGUUUGCCUUUGGAGAGAGCCACGUAUGGAAACAGUACGCUGUUUGUUUGAUUUCCAUGGGUCGAUAUAAGCACGCAGUGUGCGCAUUGAAGGAACAUUCCAAAUUGGAACCGAUGGAUAGUUUAAGCUGUCUUAUGGCCGCCAGGUUGUGCUAUGAACACCUGGAUCAGAUCAAGGAUGGAUUGGCUUUUGCUGAACAAGCUUUGAGUAAAGAAGUAAAGGGGUUGAGGCGGUCUCGUGCCCAGCUGUAUGUUGGAAUUGGUCUACAGCAAGUGGCGGUAUCUGCGACAUUAGUUUCGGAAAAGGACCGCUACAAUAAGCUUGCAUUCGAGGCACUAGAGAAAGCAGUUUUGCAGGAUCCAAACGACCAUCUAUCUGAGUAUUACCUGGCUUGCCAGCAUGCAUUUAACUACAACAUCACCGAAGCCCUUCUCCACAUUACCAACGCAUUGUCCCUCCGAGCCGAACAUGCCUCCAGUUUGCAUUUGUUUGCACUUUUGCUAACGGCCAACCGACGUCCGAAGGAGGCACUCGGCGUGGUUCAGGAUGCAUCCGAAGAAUUUCCGGACAAUCUUAAUCUGCUGCACGUUAAGGCGCAUCUGGAACUGUACCUAACGGACGUCGAAACGGCACUGGAGACGGUCCAGCAGAUGCUGGGCAUUUGGCGCGAAGUGUACGAAGUGCAGCUGGCCAAUGCCGGAAGCGGAAUGGAGCAUGACCACGAAAAGCAUUCCGAUACAAGGAGCGUGCUGCAGAUGCAAACGUCGCAGAUGUCAGAUAAGGAUUCAAAUUCGAUUCAUGCUGCUUCGCUUGCGGCGUCCCGCAUUGAGCACGCCCUCAGCGAAGCGGCCAGCUCGCUGAGUUCGUUCAGUCCCCGUCCCGGCCCACAGAAGGCAUGGAUGAUCCAGUUCAAGAUAUGGCUCCUGCUGGCGGACGUCUAUCUGGCCAUCGAACAGCCCAACGAAGCGAUCAACUGCAUCCAGGAGGCAAGCCUGAUCAACCCCGUGUCGCACCAGGUCAUGUACAUGCGUGGUCUAAUUCACAUCUACCAGCAGCAAUGGGCAGAUGCGAAGCAAUGCUUCCUCAACGCAGUAUCCGCCAAUCCGUACCACACGGAGGCUUUGCGCGCUCUAGGGGAGGCUCAUCUGACACUGGGAGAACCACGUCUCGCGGAGAAGACCCUCAAGGAUGCCGCCCGGAUCGACCCUAAUUGUCCGAAGAUUUGGUUCCUGUUAGGCCGAGUGAUGGAGAGUCUUGGGGACUACACGGCUUCGGCCGACUGUAUGGCAACGGCGUUGCAGCUGGAACCUUCCUGCCCGGUGCUACCAUUCACCUCGAUCGCGUUGAUAUUCGAUUAAGGACAUCGCGAACGGAAGAGAAUCGCAAUACCAUAUGUGUUUUCGUUAACUAAUUCUAAGAUUUGCUUGACAAAUGGGAUGUCCAUUGUAACUGUCUUUCUGUAUUUUCAUGGUGUUGAUUAUAAUAUCCAGGUGUACGUGUAUUAAUGUUACAAUCUU